Molecule: messenger RNA, 3504 nt
Organism: Huiozyma naganishii CBS 8797
Lineage: Eukaryota; Fungi; Ascomycota; Saccharomycetes; Saccharomycetales; Saccharomycetaceae
Gene: DUF1
Product: Duf1p
Exons: 1
Coding region: 1-3504 (1167 amino acids)
Biological process (GO): protein deubiquitination; double-strand break repair via homologous recombination
Molecular function (GO): ubiquitin binding
Source: RefSeq, a predicted model, not a curated record
AUGGCGGCGCUGCCGCGGUGCGCCGCGAACAGCUCGAGGUCACGUGCGAGCAGCGCCGCCUUGGCGUACGCCACCUCGACGAGCAUGUUCACGAACUUGUCCGUGGGGGUGGGGGCGGGGGCGGGGGCUGCCGCGGUGGCAAGCACGUCCGGUAGCUGGCGGUGGAUCUCGCACCACAGUUUGGCCUUCAGCGCGGGGUCCGACAUCGUCUGGUGGGCUCUUGGGGCCGGGGGGGGGGGGGCGGUGUGUCGCGUGCGCUGUGCGAGUCCUUCGUUCUCUUUUCUUUCUUUCUUCUUUUUUUUUUUUUUCUUUGGUUCACGUUUUUUUUUGUUUGUUGAAAGGACUUCUCUCUUUCACCCCUCCAUCAAAAUAUCGUUAACUACAUUUGCAUGCCAGCUGUUUCAUAAUCUCAUCGCUGCUUCCCAUUCUGUCGCUCUAGGUGUCUCCACGGCAAAGAUGAACCGAUUGACAAUAAGUUAUGGGCUGCAGAGUGCACAAUCGCAGUCGAGGACACAUAUCUUGCCCAUCACGAAAGUACUGUACCCGAAAUGCAUCGCUCAGUGUCCCUACUAUCUGACAUCAGCAAGAGAUGGGUCCAUUAUAGUGCAUUCGGUGGAAUCGUCCGCAGAGUUGCAGAAUGUGAGGUUACAAGUUCAUUCGGAUUGGAUAUCUGACCUCGUGGAAUUGAGUGUUGGUGUGUUCGUGUCCGUGUCGCAUGAUUUCUCAGUAACCCUCAUAAACGUGGAUAUGUCACCAAGGGGCGGGAUCUCUGCGUCCAGUAGGAUCGUCGGGGAUCACGAUGAUUACAUUAAGGCGUGCAGUGUACUGGACAGUUCACGGUUUGUCACUGCGGGGCUAGAUGGGGUAGUGAAAGUGUGGGGGGUCUCAACAACAGAUACUCACGUUCACCUGUCCCAUCAGUUCGAUAAUAAGAAUGCAUCGAUAUAUGCACUUGCCACGGGUGGCGGUGGACCUCUGGAUAUUGUCGUUGGUGACUCCAAUGGGGAUAUCUCAUUGUACAGUUCCAGAGACGCGGCAGAACCAGUUCAUAUACCAAAUGCACACGACACUAACGUCAAAUGUAUCGUGCAUUGGGCAAAUGGGACCUUCGUGAGUGCCUCCGCGGAUGGUGUUGUUAAAGUGUGGCGCGGGGAUCCAGUACGUGGGCUUGUCCCUCUAGAAACAAUACAACGGCCUUGCUCCAUUUGGUGUCUCCGCGCGGGGCCCUCAGACAAGGAGACUUUACUGAUGGGGGACUCAGCAGGUGGCGUCACAGCACUUGACAUGCGGGAUUACUCUCUGGAGACACUCUUGCCGCAGUCAUCCUCGGGUGAGAAGAAAUCCGGGGUACUCGCAUUGGAGGUCAUUGCGGGCGAACUUCAUUUCUCUAAAUGUAACGACUCAAACUUGUGCGCUCUCAAUUUUGAAUCAGGAGUCGUCCGUGUCGUGUGUCCGGGGGAAGGUGUCGCGCUGACAAAAUCCUCGCUUCUAACAAACAGGAGACACGUCAUUACGGAAAACACAGUCGGGAGCGUGCAAAGGUGGGAUAUUAUCUCGUGCGAACUGGUGGACACUUUCCCCCACGAAGAGGGGUCCUUCGACGAGAUCGUUAGGAAGUACACCACGAAGGAGAUCCUGUCCCAUUGGUGUACAGUGUCCGUGAAAGUAGGCAUGCUCUUCGUCAAGAUAAACCCGAAAUUCCUCGACACAGAGGUAUACGGGUCAGCGCUCCACAGAUACAACAUCAUCAACGGUGUGGAAUUGAACGAGGAGACAAGGUACAAUUUAGGGAAGAUCGUGGCAAAUUCACUCUUCUACGAUUUCGUCCGCUGGGAGGUCAAGAGGGACGCCAAAUUUAGAGAGAAAUUGUCCCAUUCAAAACAUAAACAGACACAGGCAUUCGCAUCGGUACCAGCACAGGCACAAUCAGAGGAACCACCAGCAUUCAACAAGCAGAAGGAAAAAUUCAAGAGGAGGAGCGCGUUCGCGAAAUUUGGUUACGGAUCCUCGAACUCGAACUUGGGGACGAAAAGCGAUACGGGCUCACCGUACGUCUCAGCACCAACAACACCUCUUAACACAGAUUUCCAAAGCGUCCCACUGAAAGAGGGGGGCUUGUCUGGCGGUUACCACAUGAACGUCUCGACGGAUUCUGUCGUACAGCCAGCACCAAAGACAUCAAGCUCUCUUCUCACCCGCAAAUUCAAAUCGUUCAGGUCAGGCAGUGCAAAGGACUCUGGUAUAAGCCAGUCGGCGACCCCAGAAGAUCCAAGGCCUCACACUACCCCUGCAGGGGCACCCGUUGCCGCGCCAUUAUCUAUGGCAGGUACAAGUGCCGUGCCUGAAAAUGCACUUCACGACGCAUUACACACUUUGGCAGAGAACAACAAAAGCUUGGAACAAGCAACUGCAAAGAAUCAGGAAAACCCACCGUUGACCGUCAACACCAAUCUAUUACCUGCACCAGCAGAUACAAAGCAAAUGGCACAAUCUUCGCAACGCAGCGAAUUUAUAUCCGACUACAUCGAACAAGUGCACGAUGACUACAUGGACCAGUACCAUAACGCGUCGACCUCGAUGAAAUUGCUCUCGAAAAGGACGCCAGAGACAAAAAUCAUAAGGGAUAGCCGCCUACCGAUAAUACAGGUGAAGUCCGCACCGCUGAUCCUCAUUCAUUGCUGGAAGGACGGCGCGUGCGGCGGGAGGGUCCUGUUCUCCACGUUACUACCCCCUACGAAGAUUAAAAAUCACCAUCUAAAUCGCCAUCCAAGCUCCACGUCAUUACACUCUAAAGCAUCGCACACGUCAGCGACCUCUCUAAUGUCACUCUCCUCAUCUUUCUCCUCGUCCACAACUUCGUUGUCCUCGAUCUCCUCUGGUAAGCAAAAAUCGAGCACCCCGACGUCAACUUCGACCGCAUCCCUGGGACAUCUGGAUGAACAACCGACAACUGAGGAGGUCACGACAGCAGGAAAGAAGAAAACGUUUGAGGAUCUAGAGAGAAACCUACCUUACUGGUUGGCCGAGACUUUGUUCAAUGAUAUCCGAGUACUGGACGACAAGCAACCGAAGCUAAAUUUUAUAAUUGUCCCCUGGGUCAACCCAAAUGCAAACCCAACGGGGAACAGCGGAACAGCGGAAACACCAGGGGAGGAGGAGUCCUCAUCUCAACAGUUCUCGCACAUGUUCAAAUUGGGCAAGUCCAAGAGUAACGACAUGAAGUUAGGAAGGACAGAUCUCCCCAAAAUAUCGGAGGCUAAUAUCAAACUAACUGCCCCCGGAAUGAUUAAAGUGAAAAAGAUCAAGUACUACGUCGUUGACAGGUUUGAGGCCAAGACCCCGGAAAUGAAGGGCAAGCUGGAGCCGGUUGUAUGGCUGGAGUUGCUGUGCAAGGGGCAGGUCCUGGAUGAUGACAUGACUCUGAGUACCGUAAGAACGUUACAUUGGAAAUCGCAGGGAGAAAUCGUUAUCGAGUACAGAAGGAAGGUUGCUGUCGAUAGUUGA